This is a messenger RNA of Myripristis murdjan (pinecone soldierfish), 3148 nucleotides long. Its product is annotated as sesquipedalian-1. Lineage: Eukaryota; Metazoa; Chordata; Actinopteri; Holocentriformes; Holocentridae. Gene Ontology annotation, biological process: retrograde transport, endosome to Golgi; receptor recycling; endosome organization. The transcript is spliced from 3 exons. The record is from RefSeq and is a predicted model, not a curated record. The coding region runs from base 247 to 1143 and encodes 298 amino acids. Gene Ontology annotation, cellular component: recycling endosome; early endosome; trans-Golgi network.
CACUGUGCGUGCCCUCACUGGUGAUCACGUGACAGGGAAGCCCGUGGAAGGAAGAGACACAAAGCAAAAAACGGGAAGAAAACCUCUGGCAGGGAAAACGUCUUUGGCCGCAGCCCUCAGACAAGAAAAGAUGGAGACAUGUUGAGCUGUGAGUGAGCUCCAAUGGUGAGGAGGGGGAGUGGGAGACAAAUGCUGGAUAUGAGAUAGACAGGUAAGUAAAAAAUCAACUGAGGGAGAGGAGGCAAGAUGAAGCUGAACGAACGUAGUGUGGCGCACUACGCCACCUGCGACUCACCGCCAGACAAGACGGGUUACCUGUUCAAAAAGGGUGAGCGCAACACAGCUUACCACCGCCGCUGGUUCGUCCUCAAGGGCAACAUGCUCUUCUACUUUGAGGAGCGUGAGAGCCGCGAGCCCAUCGGUGUCAUUGUCUUGGAAGGAUGCACCGUGGAGCUGUGCGAGUCGGCUGAGGAGUUCGCCUUCGCCAUCAAGUUUGACUGUGCCAAAGCCCGGGUCUACAAAAUGGCUGCUGAGAACCAAGCAGCUAUGGAAUCAUGGGUGAAGGCGCUGUCCCGGGCCAGCUUUGACUACAUGAGGCUGGUGGUGAAAGAGCUGGAGAGGCAGCUGGAGGAGAUCCAGGAGGCUGCGGGAGGCGGAUGUGGUGGGGCUGGAGGACUGCAGGGCAAGGCCAAGUCCUCCAGGCGAAACCAGGUGGCACGGUCCAGGUCUGGAGCAUCCUCUUCAUCGUCAUCUUCAUCUACGUCAUCAUUAUCAUCAUCCAGUGCCCCUCCUCCACCAGUCCCCUUCUAUUCCCAUCGGAACCCCCAGGAUGAGGUACAGCUCAUAUCUGGGGGUUCCAAGGAGAACGGGGUAGCGUGGACUAAACCAGCCAUUUCCUUGGCUAAUGGGUUUGGGGAGGGGGCUUCAUCCUAUGUGCCCUGGGAAGGUAAUGCAGACUCUGGGAAUGGCAGUGUCAGUGGGGGUAGCGUGGAUGGUAUGAGGCCUCCACCUGUGCCUCCUCGGAGAAGAGGAGCAUCUCUGGAGAGUCCCGUCUCCCCGGGUACCGGCUGCUUCUCCAAGCUCCACGACUGGUACGGCAAAGAGGUGGAGGAACUGAGGGUGGAGUGGCUGCAAAGCCAGUAAAGUGUUGGAGUCAGAGCAUUUCUUUCCACCUCAUAAUUAUAUCAUUCCUUUCUGAACUUUCUACAAUAUUAUAUAGACUUUUUGAACACAGCCGGAAGGUCAACGAACUGCAGUUUGAGUCACUGCUAGAAUGGAUUAGACUAAAAAUUCCUGAGAUUGAUUGUAGAUCUUGUCUGGUACAGGAGAAUCAAUCAGUUUGUCUAAACUGUUAACACCAUCCAUCUUAGAAAGGUAAAGCCACUACAAAAUAGACACUUUUUCCUAGCUGAGCUAAGAGAAGUUUGCCAAGACUAACAUAAAAUGUGUAAUGCUGGAUUUAAUACCUCUUAAAUAAGUUACUAAAAACUAUAUCCCAGCUGACAAUUCCUCAGUUUUGGCAGCAAGAUGUAAAUACAUUCAGAUAAAUGUUGUUUGGAGAUGUAUUCAGUGACAUACACAAUUGUAAGCUCUAGGUAUCCUUAAUUGGCCCUGUGAUAAAACAAGUGCACAGCAAACUAUGCUUGGAUUUUAUUGCGCUGCCAACAUUCAAGAUUAUUCUGCCAGUUCUGAAUAUGUCUCAUUUACCAUUUAGGGCUUGGUUUCUGCAAAUCAUCUUACCACUAAGAUCAUUUUUAAUCCAUUGACUCAUAGUGGAAUGAUGAUGCUUUUGGGCUUGGAGGUGCUUUGGGGAAAGCCAGCCCUGAUCUUCCCCCAGACUCCCACUAGGGCACAUUUCACCCCAGAGGACUUUGGUGCUUAAUGUCAGAGAGAGCAUCCUCUCGACAGGCAGUGGGGGCCGCGGUGGGAGCUACAUGUCUCGCUAAGAGCAACACAUUCUGGUAUUUUUAGCUCUUGUUAGCCAACAGCCAGAUGAUGCUGUGUCAUGUGAAUGAUUGUCACUUGCUCCUUUUUUUGACUUCUGUUUCAAAAAGGAAAUUAUUUAACCUUGAACAGAGAACACUUACAUUGUCUUUGUAACUCUUUGUUCAUUUUAUAUUAAGAGAGGAUAGAUUAUAUACACUCAAAUUAUAUCUUUAUUGUUUUAUAUUUUAUCACACCAUUGAUUUGUUACAUUUGAUAAAGUAUGACAUCUGAAUGUUAUUGAAUGAGUGUACUGUUAACUGAUAUAGGCCUGAGCGUAAAACCUCUCAGUAUCUUUAAAGAUAUUAGUUAUUCCAUGUUGGAAAUUCAAGUCCAGUAACACCAGCACUCUACAAAAUAGGUCAUGUAAAAUGAUCACUUCUGUUUCUAUAUCCAAUCAUAACAGUUUACAUUUUUGCUUUAUAUGUGCCUUAUGAUUUCUUUCUAUCUCUGUUAUUGCACUUGCGACCAUUGCCACAGGGCCACAGUGACAGAGGAUUUUGUCUUCCUUUUCUCAUUUUCUACUGUACGGCUCAUUUUUCUUUCUAGCCAAAGCUUCAUCAGUUUGUGACAAUGGCUCACUUCCUCCAGCCUGCAUCAAUGCACAGCUCUAUUAUUAUUAUUAGAGUGUGUUGGGCUUGUAUCUGAAGAUAAAUGACAAGAUGGGAAAGAGUGGUACGAUUGGGAUUGUUUUUUUUUUUUUUUUUUUGAAAAAUCAGCUCUGUGGAGAUGACAUGCUAUUGAUGUUUACCGAUGUUUUGAUGAUUGAUGUUUUUGACAGUCAUGGUUGUGAUAAUAACAAUUUUAUUGUCCCCCUUGGGAGGGUUCUUAUAUUUACUGAUGAUAGCCCUGUGUUUCAUUCAGUUUUGAUUAAUAUUUUAGGGAUUUCAAGAAUGUGUAAAAUUAGCAACAUGUAUAAAAAUUCAACCUAUGUCUUUAUUCAAGAGUGCCAAAUGUGGGAUGCAACAUAAAUGCACACCUACACUCAGUGCAUCAUUUUCCUCAUGAGAUUUUAGGAACAUUUUGCAAUAAUAUGUAACACCAUAUCUGUAACACUUUUGAAUAACCACUAAUACUUAACAGACUGUAAUGAAAUGAAAUGACUGUACCUUGAAAAGAUCUUUGUGAAGCAUUUAAACACAAAUAAACACUGUUACUCUUUAAA